This is a messenger RNA of Anopheles darlingi, 2660 nucleotides long. RefSeq names its product ras-related protein Rab-9B (gene Rab9). Gene Ontology annotation, molecular function: GTPase activity; GTP binding. Gene Ontology annotation, biological process: retrograde transport, endosome to Golgi. Bases 655 to 1365 code for a protein of 236 amino acids. The record is from RefSeq and is a predicted model, not a curated record. Gene Ontology annotation, cellular component: phagocytic vesicle; late endosome; lysosome. Lineage: Eukaryota; Metazoa; Arthropoda; Insecta; Diptera; Culicidae. The transcript has 3 exons.
UUGUGUGUUCCGUUCGCUGUUUUGUGCUGUGCUCAUUAAUCGCCUUCGUUCGUGUGGAUCCACCAGGAAUUGUGGUUUGUGUUUGGGUUCUUCCGGGAUUUCGUGAUCAGCUGUUUGGGGACCACCGGCCAUCCGCCGACAACAUAGCCGCGGAUUUGCGAAAACCGAAGGUCGCACCGAGUGGUAACGGCAGGUGGCUAGUGUGGUAGGUGUGGUAGGUGUGGGAUGCAAAUAUUGGGGCACCUCAAUGCCACCGGAUGAGGUUGGGGCAGUAAGCGAAGGAAGACAAAGAAGAUCAGCUCUCAAAAGCCCAACCCCAUACACACCGACCGUGAACAUGUUUUCGCAAUAAUCGCCCGAUUGUACGUGUGUCCGCGAGUGAUCCGGGGUCCAGUUUUGUUCCGCGAGUGGUCGAUUCGGUCGGUGUGUGCUACGGGAGUGCGUCAUCGCGUAGUGGCCGUGAAUGCGCUGGCAUUCAUGCUGGCGAUGAGAAAGAUUGUGUGAAACUGAUUGUGGUCUGACCAGGAAUCCCCUCGCCGGGGUCAACGAAGUUAUCGAACCUGGCAUAACGGUCGGCUGGACAGUCGAGUGCAAGUCGCUGGAACAUCUCGGAACACCUUUAACCGGAGACAAAACAUCAACAAUUCGUCCAAGAUGACGAACAUGCGACCACCGAGCAAAAAUAUACUGCUGAAAGUAGUCAUUCUCGGUGACGGAAAUGUUGGCAAAAGCUGCCUCAUGAACCGCUUCGUCUCGAACUUUUUCGAUGCGAACAGCUUUCACACGAUCGGUGUCGAGUUUCUGAACAAAGACCUACAAGUGGACCAGGAACGCUACACACUGCAGAUCUGGGACACUGCUGGCCAGGAGCGGUUUCGAGCGCUGCGCACACCCUUUUACCGCGGUACCGACAUCUGUCUGCUCACGUACGCGAUUGACGACCGGCAAAGCUUCCGGGCGUUGGUGAGCUGGCGCGACGAGUUCCUCCGGUACUACGACGUCAACCCCGAGCGGUUUCCCUUCAUCGUGGUCGGCACGAAGAACGAUCUGCCGGCGGCACAGCGCCAGGUGACGGCCGACGAGGUGGCCCAAUGGUGCCAGGAGCAUCACGUGGCUGCCUUCAUUGAAACGUCAGCGAAAACGUCCGAAAAUGUGGCCACCGCCUUUGCGCUAGCCGUACAACAGUGGAAAAAGCUCGAGCGAUGCACGGAGCGGGAAUUGCGCGCCCAGGGACAGGAUACGAUCGAUCUGAUGAAGAGCGUCAACCUGAGUGCGAACCGGAAUCGGUUUUGUUGUGUCGGUGGCAAUGGUGGACGAUCGUCUGCAGCAGCAGGGAUGCAGGAUGAUGAUGAUUAUCCCAACUAAAAGUGGUGCGCUCCAAGGGGAAGCAGGUGGUGCUAGGUUUAAGCUAGAGUUGCAGACAACGCGUUGUCAUAUGUGAUAAGAAUGUGGCGAAGAAACACAAGCGUGAAAGGAGACAAAUCAACGACGAAAAUUUCAUUGUGCACACACACACACACACACACACACACAUUGAUGCGACAGUCGGCCACCGCGUAGCAAUUGCACGAUCGAUCGAUGAUCGAUUGAGAUAGGAAGGGAAGGUGGGAACACGGGUUCACAGCAUGCCAAGGGCAAUAGGCAGCCAUCGCUUCAGCGCUGUGUGUUCUAGAGGCAUCACGUAGCAGUACAACACAAUCGAGGUGAUUGUCCCGCGUCGAUGCCUGCUACUGGUGUGACUGGCGCAUCGUCACCCGUUUAUGUUGUUUCAUUCGACCUCCCACUUGGGCUGGCCUUUUGAUUUAUUUGUUUCUUUACAUUCGUCCUCGAGUGUGGUUUCGCUCGAUCGCGCAAUAAUGUGUGCUCCGUAUCUCUGCGUACCUGAUGAACCGCAUUUAAAUGCUCGAUCACGACCCCGUGCUCGCAAUGCAAAAGAACGAUCGCGUAGAUCGCGCUCGAUGUGUCGAUCAUUUCUUUCUUUUGUUGUUGUCGAAACGAAUUGCCUGGCAGCUAUAAGGCAGCAGUUCUCGUGUGGUUCGCGUAUGCGAGCAUGCGAGCAACCAUUUUUCACUCUUCAGCACUACUCACACAGCAAUCGUCGAGAUUUUUAAUAUUCCAUUAAGGCAGCCGCGGAGUACCACGGAGUCAGUUGGUGGUGGUCCCGUGCCUAAUGUUGUAAAAGCAAUAAUUUAAUGUUGAGUUUAUGUAUGUUAUAUAUUGUAGUGUAAUACAUUCCACAAAGAUGAAAGACAGCUGCUAACAUGAUUUCGCUGUUCGCGCUACAUUCGCAAUUCCAAGAGAAGGCUGGUUCCCAGGAUGGAAAAGGGAGAGAAAGCAAUGAAAAGACUAUCGUCGAAUCGAUUGGAAGAGUGAGAGAAAGGGUUAGGAGGUUUUAGCUAGGGAUAGAUAUUGCGACAAGGGCAACUAUUUUACUAACAAAGACACAGUAGGAGCAUUUGGCUCACCUGGAACCCCCUGGGUGUGUUAGAGGUAGGCUAGGGAAGGGUAGGAGGAAGAAGAGGUUGUCAUAAGGAUUUGGAACAGCUAUUUUGUAUAAGCAUAUUGACGAUUCAUUCAACAGGCAGGCAGCAAACAAGUAAACAUUCACUUCUACAGAUUCACUUUGUAUAAUAAACACCAAAGUAAAAAAGAAAAUUAUC